GAGCUGGGCUAGUCACUCCCCUCCACUCCACCUCCUGCAAUAUUGCUCCUGUGCCUUAGCCACAGCGCUUGGUAGAGGGGCUGUGGUCGCAGGAUCUCUUCUCUCUGCCCGUGUCCAGAACCAAUCUGCUAUCAUGAGCAGCCACUCACCCCCUGCAUCCAAAGGAAACGACAGCAAGAGGUUCAAGGGGGACAGCAGGGGCAUUGAGGGCUCCUCGAGAGUGAUCCACAUCUACAGACUGCCAAGCAGUGUCACCGAAAGAGAGGUUCUCUUUCUGGCUCUGCCAUUCGGGAAGGUGUCCAACCUACUGUUUCUGAAGGAGAAGAACCAGGCCUUCAUGGAGAUGAACACAGAGGAGGCCGCCAACACCAUGGUCAGCUACUACACCUGUGUGACUCCUGUGCUGCGUGGGCAGCCUGUCCACGUCCAGUUCUCCUGCUACAAAGAGCUCAAGGUGAGAAGAUCCCGCAGGAAGGAGGGUGCCUCUAGCCAGGAGGGUGACCCGAGGCAGGCAGCUGCCUCCAGCCAGGUGGGUGCCCAAGCAGGCCAGGAGGGUGCCUCCAGGCAGGUGGGUGCCCAGCCAGGCCGGCCAGCUGAGAAGUCAGACCAGGCAGGAAAUGUGGCCUGGGCCGCCCCUGCCGCUGCUGGGGACACGGGGAGAGUGCUGGCCGGUCGAACCCCUGUGCUCAGGAUCCUUGUGGAGAACUACUUCUGUCUCGUGACCUUGGAAGUGCUGCACAAGCUCUUCUCCAGGUUUGGCACAGUUCUGAAAAUCAUCACAUACAGUAAGAACAACCGGUUCCAGGUGCUGUUACAGUAUGCGGACCCGCUGAGUGCCCAGCGUGCCAAGCUGUUCCUGGAUGGGCAGAACAUCUACGACGCCUGCUGCACACUGCGCAUCACCUUCUCUGGGUUCACUGACCUCACAGUCAAGUACAACAACGACAAGAGCCGCGACUACACGCGCCCGGACCUGCCCUCGGGGGACAGCCAGCCCUUGCCAGCCCAGAACAGGGCCUCAGCCCUCGGUGUGCCUGUCGCGAUCUCAUCUUCUUCCUAUGCAAGCACUGGGUUACCUCAGACCUUCGCGAUUCCUCAAGCUGCAGGCUUUGCCUAUGUUCCAGAAGUGUGUAGGGCCCCGGCGCCCCUGGCCGUGCCAGAAGUGGCUGUGGCAGCGGUGGCAGCUGGACCAGAGAGCCAAGUCAUCACCUCGGGCUCCCCAGCUCUGGCGAAUGCUGUCCUCCUCGUUGCCAACCUCAACCCUGAGAAAGUCACUCCCCAAAGCCUCUUUAUUCUGUUUGGUGCCUAUGGCAACGUGCAGCGGGUGAAGAUCUUGUACAAGAAGAAGGAGAACGCGCUGGUGCAGAUGGCAGAUGGGAGCCAGGCUGAGCUGGCCUUGAGGCACCUGAACGGGCACAAGCUGCAUGGCAAGUCUCUCUGCAUCGUGCGGUCCAAGCACCAGAGCGUGAAGCUGCCCCGGGAGGGCAAGGAGGACCAGGACCUCACCAAGGACUAUGUCAACUCCCCACUGCACCGCUUCAAGAAGCCCGGAUCCAGGAACUUCCAGAACAUCUUUCCGCCCACUGCCACCCUGCACCUCUCCAACCUGCCCACCUCGGUCUUGGAGGAAGACCUCAAGAAGCUCUUCUCCAGUGGCGGGGGUUCUGUCAAGGCCUUCAAGUUCUUCCCAAAGGACCGCAAGAUGGCGCUGAUCCGUAUGGGCUCGGUGGAGGAGGCCAUACAGGCCCUGGUGGAGCUGCAUGGUUAUGCCCUAGGCCAGAGCCACCACCUUCGAGUCUCCUUCUCCAGGAUCACCAUCUAGAUAGAGGACCCUGCUGGGCUCGCUGCAGACAGCUUCCACCAAUAGAGCAAAGGACACUUGAAAAGCCACUGGAGCGACCUUAGCACAACAGAGAUUUGCCACUGUCUUGAGACAGAGAGAGAGACAGAGAGAGAGAGAGAGAGAG
Messenger RNA from Onychomys torridus (southern grasshopper mouse), 1967 nucleotides. RefSeq names its product polypyrimidine tract-binding protein 1-like. The record is from RefSeq and is a predicted model, not a curated record. Lineage: Eukaryota; Metazoa; Chordata; Mammalia; Rodentia; Cricetidae. Bases 134 to 1822 code for a protein of 562 amino acids. Gene Ontology annotation, molecular function: mRNA binding. Gene Ontology annotation, cellular component: nucleus. Gene Ontology annotation, biological process: regulation of RNA splicing; regulation of cell differentiation; mRNA processing. The transcript has a single exon.